AUGCCGCUCUCUGAGAACGCAGCCCUGCGUCUGGCAGGCAACGCCUUCGGCACCAUCAUCCUUGGUUUCGGCAUCAAUGCUCUGAUACGCCCCAACCACGCUCUUACCUUCUUCGAAUGGACGCCACCAACAGCAACCGCGGACCAACAGCUCGUGAACAGCCUGAUGUACGUGUACGGAGUCCGGGACAUUUACAUCGGCCUGUCCGUCUACGUGGCCUCGAUAUUCGGGACACCCAAGUCACUCGGGUGGACGUUGUUGGCGUUUAGUGCGGUUGCCUUUGCAGACGGUGCGAUUUGCUGGUCGUGGGGACACGGGGAAUGGGGGCAUUGGAGCUAUGCGCCGAUCGUGGCGUUGAUUGGCACUGCUCUUUCGGGACUGUUGGAUUGA
Molecule: messenger RNA, 390 nt
Organism: Aspergillus pseudotamarii
Lineage: Eukaryota; Fungi; Ascomycota; Eurotiomycetes; Eurotiales; Aspergillaceae
Product: DUF4267 domain-containing protein
Exons: 1
Coding region: 1-390 (129 amino acids)
Source: RefSeq, a predicted model, not a curated record